AUGGAACAUUUCCUUAAUUUGAAUUACAUUCAAGCUAUUAACAAUUUGGAAAUUAUGGAGGAAAGACAAGAUGAUGUAGAUACUAUUCGGUUUCAUGUGGCUGAGAAUCCAUUCGCUAUAUUGACUGAAAGAGCGUUUGUCAAAAAAUUCAGACUUACAAAAGGUCUUGUCAAUAUAUUAAUAGAUGAACUGUGUCCAUACCUUGAACCCCCAUCUAGAAAAUCUGCUAUAAGUAUUGAGCGUAAAGUUUUAACGGCUUUAAGAUUUUUUGCAAGUGGCUCAUAUCAGCAGGACAUUGGGGAAAAUCGAGCAUCAUCUUUGAGUCAACCUUCAGUUAGUAAAUGCAUAGCUGAAGUUGCUGGUUCACUACUUUUUGAAGUAGUUAUUUGA
Molecule: messenger RNA, 390 nt
Organism: Acyrthosiphon pisum (pea aphid)
Lineage: Eukaryota; Metazoa; Arthropoda; Insecta; Hemiptera; Aphididae
Exons: 4
Coding region: 1-390 (129 amino acids)
Source: RefSeq, a predicted model, not a curated record